AUGCUAUUAUUUCAGUUCAUCUACAAUAAAUUGAGCAACGUAAACCCUAAUCACAAUCUGCCGACUCUGGACGACAAGGGGUUUGUUUUGGUGGAAAGCCGGGCAAUAAUGCAAUACCUGUGCAAUCAGUACCGGCCGGACAGCACUCUAUACCCGCGCGAGCCUAAGGCCCGGGCGCUCGUCGACCGGUGGCUUAACUUUGAUGUCACACUAAUGGAGUCAUCCAAACAGGGAGUGUUAUGGAAACUGUUGACGGGUGCGGACCCGCCACCAGAAAAAGUGUUGGCCUUUAAAAACAAUCUGAAACUGUUUGACCAGUUGUUGGGCGACAAUCAUUACGCCACCGGCGCUGAGCACUUGACUAUUGCUGACCUGACACUACUGGCCUCAACUGCCGUAUUGUUGGCCAUACAAUACGAUUUAAGCGACUGUCCAAACGUCGAGCGCUACCUAAACACGUUGUCUAAUGAGUUGCCAUAUUAUGCCAUGAUCAAUUUGAAACAAUAUUCACUCGAAGCUACGGCAAAAUGGGUGGUCAAUAGUCAA
Messenger RNA from Medioppia subpectinata, 546 nucleotides. The record is from the annotation of a GenBank genome assembly. NCBI's taxonomy places the organism in Eukaryota, Metazoa, Arthropoda, Arachnida, Sarcoptiformes, Oppiidae.